GAGCCGCCGCCUGGGCCCGCGCAGGGCGGGUCCGGGGCUCUCCAUGCUGCCGGCCCCAGGGCUGCGGAGCCGGCCGGGUGGCUACAGCGAUGGCGGCGGAAAAGGAGGCGGCGGCGGCGGCGAGAGGUAAACUGUUGAUUGAAGAGAACCAGUGCAUUUCUUCCAUGGUUUCGAGUCAUCUGAACCCAUGGACUAAGCCAACAGCUAUUGGAUCCUUCAGGCCACAUGUGACAGAGUUUCCAAGAAAACGAAAAGGGAGUGAUUCAGACCCAUCUCAAGAAGCGCAUAGCCAAACCGAAAAGCGGAGGAGAGAUAAAAUGAACAACCUGAUUGAAACACUGUCUGCGAUGAUCCCUCAGUGCCAUCCUGUGGCACGGAAGCUGGACAAACUGACAGUUUUAAGAAUGGCUGUUCAGCAUUUGAGAUCUUUAAAAGGUAUGGCAAAUUCUUAUAUGGGAAAUAAUUGUAGACCUUCAUUCAUUCAGGAUAAUGAGCUCAGACACCUGAUUCUUAAGACUGCAGAAGGCUUCCUAUUUGUUGUUGGAUGUGAAAGAGGAAAAAUCAUCUUCAUUUCUAAAUCAGUCUCCAAAAUACUUAACUAUGAUCAGGCUAGUUUGACCGGACAAAGCUUAUUUGACUUCUUACAUCCAAAAGAUGUUGCCAAAGUAAAAGAACAACUUUCCUCCUCUGAUAUUUCACCAAGAGAGAAGUUAAUGGAUGCUAAAACUGGUUUGCAAGUACACAGUAAUUUCCACACUGAAAGGAGUCGUGUGUAUUCUGGCUCAAGACGGUCCUUUUUCUGUCGAAUGAAGAGUUGUAAAAUUUCCGUCAAAGAAGAGCAUGAAUGCUUAUCCAACUCAAAGAAGAAAGAUUACAGAAAAUUCUGUACUGUUCACUGCACUGGUUACUUAAGGAGCUGGCCUCCGAAUAUUGUUGGAAUGGAAGAAGAAAGGGAUGCUAAGAAAGACAGUCGUAAUUUUACCUGCCUUGUUGCCAUUGGAAGAUUACAUCCAUAUAUUGUCCCACAGAACAGUGGAGAGAUUCAAGUGAAGCCAACUGAAUUUAUAACCCGUUUUGCAAUGAAUGGAAAAUUUGUCUAUGUUGAUCAAAGGGCAACAGCAAUUUUAGGAUAUCUGCCUCAGGAACUUUUAGGAACUUCUUGUUAUGAAUAUUUUCAUCAAGAUGACCAUAGUAAUUUGACCAACAAGCACAAAGCAGUUCUACAGAGUAAAGAGAAAAUAUUUACAGAUUCAUACAAAUUUCGAGCAAAAGAUGGCUCUUUCGUAACUUUAAAAAGCCAGUGGUUUAGUUUCACAAAUCCUUGGACCAAAGAACUGGAAUAUAUUGUGUCUGUCAACACUUUAGUUUUGGGACAUGGUGAGACUGGAAAAGCACCAUUGCUUUCUUGUAGCUGUCAAUCAUCAGAAGGAUCCUCUAGACAGUCCUGUAUUAAUGUGCCUGGAAUGUCUAUGGGGACAGUACUUGGUGCUGGUAGUAUUGGAACAGAUAUUGCAAGUGAACUUCUGGACUUACAAAGGUUACAGUCUUCAUCAUCCCCUGAUGAUUCAAGUCCAACAGAUUUAUUGAAAGAUACUCACACCAUAAACUGCAGGAAUAUGUCAAGUAAGGAGUUGACUACACUAAGUCAUUCUGAAAUAGGAGAGCAAGAGGCUACAAAGCAAAACCAGAGUGCUGUUGUUCCCCAUAGUCACGAACCACUCCUUGGAGAAGGUGCCCAGCUGGAUUUUGAUGCCCUCUGUGAUAACGAUGACACAGCCAUGGCUGCCUUCAUGAAUUACUUAGAAGCAGAGGGGGGCCUGGGAGACCCUGGAGACUUCAGCGACAUCCACUGGACCCUCUAGCAUUUGAUUUUUAACUCUAGCAAUGAGAAACAUUUUAAAGCAUUUCAUUUACAAAAGACCUUAUUCUACUGUACUGUAUUGUUACUAUUUUUAUCUUCUAUUCCUAAUCAUGUUCUACCAGUUUUUAUAUAUUUGAAACUGACUUUCACAGGGAUAGGGGGAAAUAUGAUUUUUCUCCUCCAAUUCUCAGAAUUUUCUAUAGACUACUUUACUCAUUGAAAUGGCUUAAAACCCACUAAUUGCUAUAUUUUUGCUAAAUCUUUCUAACCAAGAAUAUCACGUAUAUCUUGCUUUGGUUUUGCUUUAGUUUUUUGAUGCAGUUGUUUUGAGUUUGAAGAAUCUAAUGUACUGAUAUUUUCCUUGUGUCUCAAAUUCAUUUAUAAUUGAUUCAUAACAGAUUUGUGUAAUGUGGAACAUUUCCAUUCCUUGUAUAUUUCCUUAAUUGAGGGUAGGGCUUAGCCACUUUAAGAAAAUAAGUAAGUACUUGGACAUUUAAAGGGACAGUGCAAAUUUGUAGAGGUAACUACAAUGAAUACGGUAUUCAGUCUUUGUAAGCUUAAGCAAGCACAAGCCAGGGUAGUUAUGCUCAGUCGAGCACUUUGAGAUGGAUUUUAAGUAAGAUGAUUUCUUAUUUAAAACUUAAAAAAAAAAAAAAAAGCCAAGAGUUCAACUUUGCUUACUGAAAAGGGAAGAUCUCAGUGAUUAACUUUUGCAUGUAAAUUUUUCUCUCUUUUUUUAAAGAAUAUAACCACUCAAGAGUUUUAUUACAGAUAGAACAUGUUUUUGAUGCUGAAAAGGUAUUUAGCAAUGGGUUAGUCUUAGAGGAAGAAACAGGCCCAGGAAGAUUCAAUGCCUUGUGUAACAUCACUAUUAAGUUCUUGGGUCUUUUAAUGUUUAAUGUGUAUAAACCAGUUUCAUUAUACACAUUUGAGAAAGCAAUAGUCUUGCUGCUUAAAUGAUUAGUUAACUGACUUAGAAACUAGACAUUGGCUUUCUAAAUCAUUAGGCAGUCACAGUUACCAUUGCCUGUAACCAAAGGUAAUGAUAUAAACACAUGUUUAAAAUCAUGAGGCAAUGAGAAAAUUUCAAAACCAAUCUUCUAGCUGUAAUUAAAAAUCGAGAGCAUUUUUAAACCAAUAAUUAAUCUAGAGGUGGCUCAAACAGUGUAAGAAUUGAGGAUAUUUAAAAUACUGUAUGUACAUUUAUCUUUUUGAAGCUCAAACUUCCAUCAAACCUAUGGUUUUAAUAGUGCUUUCUAGUUUAUCGAGUGUGUUCCCAUAUAUUCUCUUUUGUGCCCCACAAAUGAAAGUAAGAUAGGCUAGGAGACUAAUGGGGAAAACCUGAGGGUCAGAUGUGGGGAUCAAAUUCAGUUUUCCUUUUCUACGUGGUGUUGUAACUCUCCAACAGAUUUCCCUUUGAGCCCCUCUCCACAACAAAGCAUUCUUUUGACCUUGCCUGUUUCCUCAGGCUGUAAGUAAUAAAUUUGAACUUGGAGAUUGCCUCAAUGGCAAUCACAGCAACAGGCAACAACCAAAAUCAAAAGUCCCUCCACUUUGACAUUGGCACUGCAAGGGCAAGGAUGUAUUGGCCCCUUGUCUUGAGCUGAUACAAUAUAUCAGCCAUGUCAAAGGGACAGUAUCACUCCUGGUUCUGACAUUUGAGGACUUGAGAGACAUCCAUGUUUAGAAGAAGCCAAAGAAACCCCAGAAGAUGGGAGAAGAUUGGUUUGCAGCAGCCUAAGCAUGAUAGUUAAGUCUGAAGAGGCAAGAACGAUCACAUCUGUUCUCCAAGUCGGGUAGAGAGAUCUGCCUCCAAAGGUUAGCACUUUAGGGGUCUGAACCACUGCAGGAUGGGCUAGAUCUCCAGAGUCAGCCUAAGCUAGUGACAGCAAGAUAGGUCACUGGGGCUACAUGACCUCCAAAGCAGGUGGGGCAAACCCUAAUGAAGUAAGGAUCUGAGAUGCAGAGUUUCUUGAAGUUGGCUAUUGCUGCUUGCAUAGUAGCAAUUCUCUCUCUUUGCAAGGGAAGGGGUCAUUCCAUAGACCUGUGGGCGGAAAGCCACUUGAAUGCUUGGAUCCCUUAGUAGCCCUCUCUGAUAUUUAUCUUCUCACCCUGGACCCAGAAUCCAAUCCAUGCGUUGUAAGAUAUUGUAGCUCUAAGUUCAAUGCUUUCUUCAAAAUGCAUUUGAUUGCUACUGGGAGUGCCGUAUUUUUAUGGUUUACACUAUAUUACUUUUUUUCUCUUACCAAUUAAUUGCUUGCAUUUUACUGAAAAAUAUCUACAAGUUUAAUGAAAAUAUCAUAAAAAGAAUACUCUAUUUUUAAUUCUAAGAAUUGCCUACAAUAAUAUAUUGGAGUAGGAGGAGUGCCUGGAAUCAGAAGAGCCCACUCAACCUAAAUGUAUCUGUGUGAGCUCAAGCAAGCCAUUUAACCUCUCUGUACCUGAGUUUCUUUAUAUGUAAAAAGAGGUUUGAUCUUUCAGUUUACUUCCAGUUCUGAUUCUGUGAUUCUAAUCCACGGGACUUGAACAUUAGACACUAGAAAUAUGUUGUCCUACAGUAUGAUAGCCACUGGCUACGUCAUCUAUUGAGCGCUUGAAACGUGGCCAAUACAUAUUGAGCUGGACUGUGAACAUAAAAUGCGUGCCAGAUUUAAGAGACUUAGUAUGAAAAAAAAUACAAAACAUCACAUUAGCAAUUUUACAUUGAUUACAUGUUCAAAUAAUAUUUUGGACAUAAUGAAACAUUACAAUUAAUUUUAAAAAUUUUCUAAUAUGGCUACUGGAAAGCUUUAAAUUACACAGGUGGCACACAUUAUAUUUCCACUCUAGAACAUUUUUUUAAACAAUGUUAUGGUUGCACUAGUGGCAUGUGGAAGUUCCUGGGCCAAGGAUUGAAUCUGAGCUGCAGCUGCAACCUGCGGCAAUGCUGGAUCCUUUUAACACACUGCACUAGGCCAGGGGUUUAACCUGUGCCUCCACUGCAAACCAAACCACUGCAGUCAGGUUCUUAAACUACUGUACCAUAGCGGGAAUUCCCUCCUCUAGAACAUUUUAAGUGGGUAUUAUUUAAGCAGACCAAAGGUUAUACAAUAAGUAUGCUAUUUACCUCUAAAUGCUAUCUAUGGUUUAAAGAACAUGAAUUCAUCCUUAAUUCAGUACAAAUACCUGUGAACCUCUAUCAACAUAUCACAUAUAAAAGUUUUUUGAAAUUAGUAAACUUGAAAAUGUUAGAUAUUUUAUUAGCCCGAAAUCAAAUGAAAGUUGAGGUAUGUGUUGACACUGUAUGGUAGUCACUAAAUUUGGAAAUCCACUGAGAAACAGAAAGACAAAUAGGAAGAUACAGAAUAAACUUUCAGUAAGUAAAUGGAAUUAAAGGAAGUAUCUAAUUAUAGUGUCACUAUGGGAAAAGGUGGUAUUCAUUGGUUGGUAAAAACUUUGAGGAAUUUCUGUGGAGUCCAGGGCACAGAUGUUUAAAAUAGCCACUCUCUAUGUAUCAUAUCAUGUUCAGUGAGUCCAGUUUCAGAUUCUGCUCUAAAGAGGAAUCUACCACUCAGUUAGGUCAUUGCUGGGCUCUGGAAUUAGAGACUCAGGUUUACCAAGCACAGUAUUGUGGGUACAGCGGGAUGCUCUAGAAUUAUCAGAAGCUUAAAGAAAACCUCCUGGGUGGCCACUAGGUGUCACUUUCCCAUCCCUAUAGUGCUUUGUUGUCAUUAGAUGAUUUUUUUUCCCCAAGUUCCAAGGAGAGGAAGAAAGGCAUUUAUGACUUUUGUGUCCAGAAUAAGUCUGCCUCUGUUUUUUAAGAAAUGCUUUUUAAGAAAAGUCUGGGGAGAUCCUUUCCACAUAAAAUAAGAAUUUUGGUUUAGAGAACUUUCCAGAUGUAGCUCCAAUAAAAGCUGACUUUAGAAAGAAAAUCCAUCCAUCCUAGAAUGAUGCUUUCUCAACUCAUUUGGGAGUGUUUGGUGUAUGUCAUUGCUCAUUCAAUCCUGAGUUUAGGUUUGCCUUUUUUUUUUUUUAAAGGGUUGCAUGUGUGGCAUAUGGAAGUUCCCAGGCUAGGGGUCAAAUCAGAGUUACCCACGUCUGCAGCCUACACCACAGCCCACAGCAACACUGGAUACUUAACCCACUGAACAAGACCAGGGAUUGAACCCACAUCCUCAUGGAUACUAGUCAGGUUUGUUACCACUGAGCCACAAUGGGCACUCCCUUAGGUUUGCCUUUUGUACAAUUUUUAGCUCUUUCUCAUUUCACUUGCUUUUGUCUGUAUGUUGGUAUUUUUUAAAUUUUUGUGGUAAAUAAUGAGUGAAAUUAAACUAUAUUUUAUAAUAA
Molecule: messenger RNA, 6187 nt
Organism: Sus scrofa (pig)
Lineage: Eukaryota; Metazoa; Chordata; Mammalia; Artiodactyla; Suidae
Gene: BMAL2
Product: aryl hydrocarbon receptor nuclear translocator like 2
Biological process (GO): regulation of DNA-templated transcription
Cellular component (GO): cytoplasm; transcription regulator complex; nucleus
Molecular function (GO): protein dimerization activity; DNA-binding transcription factor activity
Source: RefSeq, a predicted model, not a curated record